This is a messenger RNA of Suricata suricatta (meerkat), 1509 nucleotides long. RefSeq names its product gamma-aminobutyric acid type A receptor beta3 subunit (gene GABRB3). The coding region runs from base 39 to 1361 and encodes 440 amino acids. Gene Ontology annotation, molecular function: extracellular ligand-gated monoatomic ion channel activity; GABA-A receptor activity; neurotransmitter receptor activity. The transcript is spliced from 8 exons. NCBI's taxonomy places the organism in Eukaryota, Metazoa, Chordata, Mammalia, Carnivora, Herpestidae. The record is from RefSeq and is a predicted model, not a curated record. Gene Ontology annotation, biological process: chemical synaptic transmission; signal transduction; regulation of membrane potential. Gene Ontology annotation, cellular component: synapse; GABA-A receptor complex; membrane.
UCCUUGCCCCCUCCUCCAGCGUGAACGAUCCUGGGAACAUGUCCUUUGUGAAGGAGACGGUGGACAAGCUGUUGAAAGGCUACGACAUUCGCCUAAGACCCGACUUCGGGGGUCCCCCGGUCUGCGUGGGGAUGAACAUCGACAUCGCCAGCAUAGAUAUGGUUUCCGAAGUCAACAUGGAUUACACCUUAACCAUGUAUUUUCAACAAUAUUGGAGAGAUAAAAGGCUUGCCUAUUCUGGGAUCCCUCUCAACCUCACACUUGAUAAUCGAGUGGCUGACCAGCUAUGGGUGCCUGACACAUAUUUCUUAAAUGACAAAAAGUCAUUUGUGCAUGGAGUGACAGUGAAAAACCGCAUGAUCCGCCUUCACCCUGAUGGAACGGUGCUGUACGGGCUCAGAAUCACCACAACCGCAGCAUGCAUGAUGGAUUUGAGAAGAUAUCCCUUGGAUGAGCAGAACUGCACACUGGAAAUUGAAAGCUAUGGCUAUACCACAGAUGACAUUGAAUUUUACUGGCGCGGCGGCGAUAAGGCUGUCACUGGAGUGGAGAGGAUUGAGCUCCCGCAGUUCUCUAUUGUGGAGCAUCGUCUGGUCUCAAGGAAUGUUGUCUUUGCCACAGGUGCCUAUCCUCGGCUCUCCUUGAGCUUUCGGUUGAAGAGAAACAUUGGAUACUUCAUUCUCCAGACUUACAUGCCCUCUAUACUAAUUACGAUUCUCUCAUGGGUGUCCUUCUGGAUCAAUUAUGAUGCAUCUGCAGCUAGAGUUGCGCUUGGGAUCACAACCGUGCUGACAAUGACAACUAUCAACACACACCUUCGGGAGACAUUGCCCAAAAUCCCCUACGUCAAAGCCAUUGACAUGUACCUCAUGGGCUGCUUUGUCUUUGUGUUUCUGGCCCUUCUGGAGUAUGCCUUUGUCAACUACAUUUUCUUUGGAAGAGGCCCUCAAAGGCAGAAGAAGCUUGCAGAAAAGACAGCCAAGGCGAAGAAUGACCGUUCCAAGAGUGAAAGCAACCGGGUGGAUGCUCAUGGAAAUAUCCUUUUAACAUCACUGGAGGUUCACAACGAAAUGAAUGAGGUCACAGGCAGUGUCGGUGAUACCAGGAAUUCAGCAAGACCCUUUGACAACUCAGGAAUUCAGUACAGGAAACAGAGCAUGCCUAGGGAAGGGCAUGGGCGACACAUGGGGGACAGAAGCAUCCCGCACAAGAAGACCCAUCUACGGAGGAGGUCUUCACAGCUCAAAAUUAAAAUCCCUGAUCUAACCGAUGUGAAUGCCAUAGACAGAUGGUCCAGGAUCGUGUUUCCAUUCACUUUUUCUCUUUUCAACUUAGUUUACUGGCUGUACUAUGUUAACUGAGUGACUGUACUUGAUUUUUCAAAGACUUCAUUUAACACUGAGUGAAAUAUUACUCUGCCUGUCAAGUUUUUAUACCUUGUACACACACAGAGACACACACAAGCAGACACACAUAUAUACAUACGCAAUUGUAUAUAUAUGUGAACUU